CCCCCAGCCCCCUCUGAGCGUCUCUGUCCCACCGAUGCCAUUCCGACGCACAUCCCUCACAGGCGAGCAACAGCCGCGCGGAGUUAGCCAAAGUGGACUACAGCGGACCCUCUGACGCGGACAGCGCUUCACCCCGCCGGUCUCCAUCCUCUGCCCGAUCGGGAGGGCAGCAGCCCCGGAGAUGCGCCCCUGGACGGCGGCUGCGUGUCGGUAAAGUGAGCUAAAGAGAAUGAGAGUGAGGCAGGGCGCAGUGUGUGCAGCGGCGGCGGCGGACGCAACUCGCGGAUAACGGGGACCCGAUUGAAUGCAGCGCGAGGGAGCAGCAGGAGAAGGAGAGGGAGCGCUCGGUUCUUCCUGAGGAUUGUGUGCGGGCGGGAAUGGGGCGCAGAGAGAGCCCCGCAUCAAAGCUGAAGGCAUGAGAGCCGGGAGAGGAACAAAAAGCUCGGCUGCGGCGCUCCGUGUGUGAGUCUCCAUCCGUCCAUCUAUCCAUCCAUCCAUCCAUCCAUCCAUCCGAGGGGGUCCAGUCUACACCUUUCUUCAUGUUGCAGACGCCUGGUUUAUGACGAUGGAUUACUUGCUGUGGGUGUGCAGCCUCGUCGUCCCCGUGGUGCUGGCUGUAGAAGAAACCCUUAUGGACAGUCGGUGGGCAACCACAGAGCUGUCGUGGACCACGUUCCCAGAAAGCGGGUGGGAGGAGGUCAGCGGCUAUGACGACUCCAUGAGCCCCAUCAGAACCUACCAGGUGUGUAACGUUCGAGAGCCCAACCAGAACAACUGGCUCAGGACGGACUUUAUCCCCCGCAAGGGCGUGCUGCGCGUCUACGUGGAGCUCAAGUUCUCUGUCCGCGACUGCGCCAGCAUCCCCAACAUCCCCGGCUCCUGCAAAGAGACCUUUAACCUGUUCUACCACGAGUCAGAGGGGGACACAGCUACAGACACCAGCCCUCAGUGGAGGGAGAACCCCUAUGUGAAGGUGGAUACUAUCGCCCCAGAUGAGAGUUUCUCUCUGCUGGAGACGGGCAGGAUCAACACCAAAGUGCGCAGCUUUGGCCCCCUCUCCAAAGCAGGUUUCUACCUGGCGUUCCAGGACCUGGGCGCCUGCAUGUCGCUCAUCUCAGUCAGGGUUUUCUUCAAGAAGUGCUACACCACUAUCGCCAACUUCGCCGUCUUCCCCGAGACCGCCACGGGGGCAGAAGCCACCUCCUUAGUGAUCGCUCCGGGGGUCUGCGUGACUAACGCUGUGGAGGUGUCCGUCCCUCUCAAGCUGUACUGCAACGGGGACGGCGAGUGGAUGGUUCCUGUUGGCUCGUGCACCUGCAUCUCCGGCUUUGAACCUUCUGCAGACGGCACUCAGUGCCAGGCCUGCAUCCCAGGGACCUUCAAAUCCAAAUUCGGCGAGGGAUCCUGUUCCCCCUGCCCGCCCAACAGUCGCACCAGUGCACGAGGAUCCAAUAUUUGUCCCUGCGAGAAUGCUUUCUAUCGCGCUGACAGCGACCCCCCUUUCUCCGGCUGCACCACGAUCCCCUCAGCGCCUCGCAACGUUAUAUCCAGCGUCAACGAGACCUCGCUGUCCUUGGAGUGGGAGGAGCCCAAGGACACGGGAGGGAGGGACGACCUCGUCUAUAACGUGGUGUGCAAGAAAUGCCUGCGCGACCAGAGCCCGUGCACGCGCUGCGACGACAACGUGGACAUCGCGCCGCGCAGGCUGGGGCUGAGGCUGAGGAAGGUAGUGGUGAGGAACCUGCAGGCCCACACCCGCUACAGCUUCGAGGUGCAGGCCGUCAACGGGGUGUCUGGGAAAAAAAACACGCCGCCCAGCUACUCCACGGUCAACAUAACCACCAACCAAGCAGCGCCUUCAGCAGUGCCCACCGUCCAUCUGAUGCGCUCCACCUCCGACACCCUCAGCCUGUCGUGGCUGCCCCCCGAGAAGCCCAACGGGGUCAUCCUCGACUACGAGAUCAAAUACCACGAGAGGGGUCAGGUGAUGUCCCACACCGUAACAUCACAGCACAGCUCAGCCAAGGUGGAGGGGCUGAGGGCCGCCACGCCUUACGUCGUGCAGGUCAGAGCUCGCACCGUUGCUGGGUACGGACGCUACAGCAACCCCAUGGACUUCAGCACCAGUCUACACAGUGACCCUCAGAAGUCGGUGCAGGACCAGCUGCCUCUCAUCAUAGGCUCGGCCUCCGCGGGUCUGGUUGUCAUUGUUGCCUUGGUGGUUAUCGCUGUUGUCUGCCUUAAGAAGCAGCGCAGCGGCUCCGAGCUGGAGUACACUGAGAAACUGCAGCAAUACAUCUCUCCGGGGGUCAAAGUGUACAUCGACCCUUUCACUUACGAGGACCCCAACGACGCAGUCCACGAGUUUGCCAAAGAGAUAGACAUCUCCUGCGUGAAAAUAGAAGAAGUCAUCGGCGCAGGUGAAUUUGGCGAGGUGUGCCGCGGACGUCUCAAGCAGGCCGGCCGCAGGGAGAUGGUCGUGGCGAUCAAGACGCUGAAAGCCGGCUACACCGAGCGCCAGAGGCGGGACUUCCUCGCCGAGGCCUCGAUCAUGGGUCAGUUCGACCAUCCAAACGUGAUCCGGCUGGAGGGCGUGCUGACGCGGAGCUGCCCCGUCCUCAUCAUCACCGAAUUCAUGGAGAAUGGAGCGCUCGAUUCCUUCCUCAGGCUGAACGACGGGCGCUUCACGAUGACGCAGCUGGUUGGGAUGCUUCGUGGCAUCGCCGCGGGGAUGAAGUACCUGUCGGACAUGAACUACGUCCACAGGGACCUCGCCGCCCGGAACAUCCUGGUCAACAGCAACUUAGUCUGCAAGGUGUCUGACUUUGGCCUGUCGCGCUUUCUGGACGACACUUCAGCUGACCCCACUUACACAAGCUCCUUGGGAGGGAAGAUUCCCAUCCGAUGGACGGCGCCAGAGGCCAUUGCCUUCAGGAAGUUCACCUCUGCCAGCGAUGUGUGGAGUUACGGCAUCGUCAUGUGGGAGGUGGUGUCCUACGGAGAGAGGCCGUACUGGGACAUGAGCAACCAGGAUGUGAUGACGGCAGUAGAGCAGGAUUAUCGGCUGCCCCCGCCCAUGGACUGUCCCAUGGUGCUGCACCAGCUGAUGCUCGAGUGCUGGAUGAAGGAGAGGAACCUGAGGCCCAAGUUCUCACGCAUCGUCAGCACCCUGGACAAACUGCUCCGUAACGCCGCCAGCCUCAAGGUGGUGACCAGCACCUACUCAGGGGACCUGCUGCGGCUCGGAGGGACGCUGCCGGGACACAACAGAAAGAGUCCGGACAGCAGUCAGGAAAUCGUUCGGCAACAGAUGAGCCAAACGCUCCCCAUCAGAGUGUGAAGCGGAGGAUGCUAAACGAGUGGGGAGAAAAAAAAGAAAAAAAACUACCUACAGAAACUCUGACGAGAAGAGCCUGAUGUAAAAUAAAAAAGAAGAGACGAGAGAAAGUCGACCGAUCCGCAGAUUUCUUCCCGCCGAGAGAUUCGGCGUCUGUUUAAAGAGAACUUUCCAUUGCAGUGUGUGUGUGUUCAUUACUUGACACUUGUGGAUUUGUGACUGUUGACAUAAAGCCAAACUUCCUAUUGCCCCCCCUCUCAGGUUGUGUUUGCAUGUCUGCAUGUGUUUUCAGCUGGUUGGGAAUCAGUCUUUUCCUCCUCUUCACCCUCCCACUGAGGAGCGGAGGGCUCACACAGAUUAUAGGUGUCUCAAUGACACAACAGUGCCAAGACAAAGCAAACGUUUGCUUUGAAACGAACUCCUAAGACAGCUCGACAUCUGUAGACCUUCAAUCCAAUCAAUCCUUUUCUUCCUUUUUUUUUCCCUUUAAACCCAACCUUUUUUUCUGUUUUUUGCUCCUUUUUUGGGGAAACAAAAAAAAAAACAACAAAACACACUUUUCAUCUGCUUCCUCUCAAAAACCGUCUUCCACAUGUACUGGGGAGAUAACACUUGUUACAAAUCUGUACAAAGCAUCCGAGUCUUCACACCGUCUCUCCCGUCGGAGGAGAGACGGAACUGACACUGUGCGGGACACGUCAUGUGCAUGCCAAAGUGGAAACUUCCUCUUCACGAGAAAAGUACAAAUACGUUCCACAUUACCUGUUGCUUUGGUGGCAUUUUUGCUGUAUGGACUUUAAUGUCCAUGUUUUUCUUAACCUUAUUUGAUUCAUAUAUACGCAUUGUUUUGAAUGCUAAGUUAUUAUCUAUUAUUGCAAAGAGGUGAUUUUUCUGUGUUUUUUUUACAAGUACCGGGGCUUUUUUAUUACAAUGCUUGUUUUUUUUCCCACAUGUUAAAGGGGCACUGUGUAGAUUUGGAGGAGAAAUUCAAAUCUUAGAGUUAUGAUAUUUACAUUAGUGAAGUAAUAGUACAAACUCAGAGAUAUUUAUCUGAUCCAUAACUGAAUAAACAAGCUGUUCUCAGAGGAAAACAAGGUCCCCAGAACACUUUUUGAAGCUAGGAAGGUGGCAGGGUCCGCCACAUGUAAACAAAGUAAAACAAUAUGAAAUUGUGUUGUCCUUGAACAGGGCAAAAUGUAAGGAUUUCAGUUGAAAAUGCUGAAAAAUUGACAAAAAUGAUCAAUAGAUUGCGAAUUUAUAGCAGUUUUGACAACAUGAACUGCAUGUAUUGUGUUACUUGCUUAAGUUAGCAUGAUAACCAGCUAGCCCGGCCCAUCCAGGUCCAAUAAAUCUGUGGUGUAAACACACGCGCUCCCCGUUCCCCAGACCUUCCGGUCCGAACAGCGAGCUGCGCGGCUAACUGAGUUAAGUUAAGUCAGUUUGUUAAUUCAGUUUAUUCGGUCACAACAACAAAGAGAGUUUGUCUGUUUGGUUUAAGCAUGAAAAAAAAAGAAAAAAAAAUCCAGUCGAAGAAGUUAGAAAAAGAAGAACAUCCGUCUCUUCUGAUUCAAAUUUCUCCCCCAGGACUACACAGCGCACCUUUAAGGAACCAGACAGAUAUGAAUGAGUGAAUUAAGGACGAGAGGUUCCGCUCAGACAGGAUAAUCACCUUUAAAAACACUGAGGAGACUUUCUGGAGAUCGCUGCAGUUGUUUUGGGGGGGAGAGCGGGGAAGCGAGAAGCGUCUGUAGUCGUGCUGUGUUGUACAUUUUUACUUUGGCAGACACGUUGCAGAUCAGCGGGAAUUAAAAAGGUCACUAUCCAGAUGAUAGCGCCCUGACCUUAAUAUUGACUUGACCUACAAAUGUUGAUGUAGAACCAAAAAAAAAAAGAAAAAAAAAAGACCACUCAUUGGUUCAUUUUCUCCUGACAUGUGUUUCCUUCAGCACGCCGGCUGUCAGCGCAGUUUCCUAUCUAAAACGACUGCCUGUAUAUAAUACUAUAUUUCUAUUUGACCAGUCAGCUCAGCAGUUAACAGCCGCCUGAGCUGGUUUUCGGCCUCUCUAUGACCCUCGUUUAUAUGCUUGUUUGUUUAUUGUUGAGGAGCAAGCAAAGUGGAGAAAUCCCAGUUUAAUGGUCAUCGCAUAUCUGAAACUAUAUGUCAAACAAUGAAAGAAGAAACAUUUGUGUCUGUUAGGGCAGACUUUUAUCCUGUGCAAUUAAAGGUGUAUUAGAUUGUAAAAAAAAAAAACAAACAAAACAAAAAAAACAGCAACAACAACAACAUUUAAAAAAAAAUGGCAGAAAAACUAGAACAAAAAUAAGCAUUUCUCUUUCAGUAUUUUUACGAUAAUCAUAUGCAAAUAAAUUAUUAAAUGGA
Messenger RNA from Acanthopagrus latus (yellowfin seabream), 5717 nucleotides. RefSeq names its product eph receptor B3a (gene ephb3a). Gene Ontology annotation, molecular function: ATP binding; protein binding; transmembrane-ephrin receptor activity. The transcript has 15 exons. Gene Ontology annotation, cellular component: plasma membrane; neuron projection. The record is from RefSeq and is a predicted model, not a curated record. Gene Ontology annotation, biological process: protein phosphorylation; axon guidance; cell surface receptor protein tyrosine kinase signaling pathway. Lineage: Eukaryota; Metazoa; Chordata; Actinopteri; Spariformes; Sparidae. The coding region runs from base 560 to 3340 and encodes 926 amino acids.